This is a messenger RNA of Theileria parva strain Muguga, 1675 nucleotides long. RefSeq names its product Hexokinase family protein (gene HK). Gene Ontology annotation, molecular function: mannokinase activity; glucokinase activity; D-glucose binding. The transcript has 2 exons. The coding region runs from base 147 to 1604 and encodes 485 amino acids. Gene Ontology annotation, cellular component: mitochondrion; cytosol. Gene Ontology annotation, biological process: glucose 6-phosphate metabolic process; glycolytic process; intracellular glucose homeostasis. NCBI's taxonomy places the organism in Eukaryota, Apicomplexa, Aconoidasida, Piroplasmida, Theileriidae. The record is from RefSeq and is a predicted model, not a curated record.
CCAUUCCGGUCAAUAUGUGUACUACUUUAUGUGGCACAAAUUAUUUAAUUAAAGUAUUAUAAUUUUACUAAAAUUUACUAUUAACUUAAAGCGCAUAAUUAAAGGUUCACAAAAGAUUUACCAAUAAUAAAUACAAUCACAUCAAAAUGUCAUCAGUUAGCACACUAAUUAGGGAGGCUGUUGAAAUUUACAGGGGAGACUCAGCCGUUCCUACAUCGUUGGCAUCAGAUCCAGAGGUUAGACUACAACAAAUCGUGGAUCAGUUGACGGUUUCGCUAAAUGAUUUAAAGGAUGUUUCACACAACUUUUAUUCUGAGUUGAUGCAUGGUUUGAAAGCUCACAGGAGGCACAGAAACUUAUGGCUUCCAAAUGAGUGUUCAUUCAAAAUGUUGGACUCCUUUAUUCCUAAUAUUCCUACUGGCAAGGAGAAGGGUUCAUAUUUUGCUUUGGAUUUCGGAGGUUCAAAUUUCAGGGCUGUACGGAUUAUGAUUGAAGGUGAUGGGAAGAUGGAGCGUAAUCAAUCUACUUUCAGUUUACGUUAUUCCAGUGCACUUGGACCAAAGGGUCUUCUUGAUCAGAAGGCUACAGCAACUGAACUUUUUGACCAUUUUGCGAAGAAGAUUGAACAUGUGAUGAAGGAAUCAGGUGUUGAUCCUAACCCAUCUAAACCACACAAGGUUGGAUUUACAUUCUCAUUUCCUUGCACUAUGUUAUCACCAUGUAAUGCCAUUCUUUUGGAUUGGACUAAGGAUUUCGAGACUGGCAGGGCUACAAAUGAUCAGGUUGAAGGAAAGGAUGUUGCAAUAUUGAUGAAUCAAGCAUUCAAGAGAAAUAAUAUGAAUGCCGAGGUUUCAAUUGUUUUGAAUGACACCGUGGGAACGUUGUUAUCGUGUGCUUAUCAGAAACCCAAGGAUUAUCCUCCAUGUAGAGUUGGUGUAAUUUUGGGAACCGGUUUUAAUAUUUGUUAUGAGGAGGAUGAAUAUGAAAGGUUUGGAUAUGUUGGAAGAGUUAUCAACAUUGAAUGCGGAAAUUUUGAUAAUGAAUUACCCCAAACGCCAGUAGAUUACGAAAUUGACUUUUAUACUUCCAAUCGCGGUCGUGGUAAGCUUGAGAAGCUGGUUGCUGGAGCAUAUCUUGGGGAGAUCAUUAGGAGGUUCAUGAUUCUAUACCUCAGAGAACAAGCCCCUCCAAAGAUGUGGGAAAUAGGUACAUUCACUUCCGUUGACGCCAGUGAGAUUCUGAACGACAACUCAGAGGAUUUGGUUAUAUCAAAACAGGUUGCCAAGAGAUCAUGGGAUGUGGAAUUACCAAAGGAGUCCUUGAUAGCUCUCAGGAAGAUCUCUGAGGCUGCUUUCGGAAGGUCUGCUGGAUUUGCAGCAGCUUCCAUUUGUGCUACAGCCAGGAAGGCUAAGGCGUAUGUCACAUCUAAAACAACUGUUGCCAUUGAUGGAUCACUUUAUGUUAAAAAUGAAUGGUAUAGGAAUAAAUUGCAGUACUAUAUUGACAAUGUAACAAGACCGGAUCUUGUUGGAAAUGUAGUUUUACUAUCAUCCGAUGAUGGUUCAGGAAAAGGAGCAGCAAUAGCUGCGGCAAUGUUUGAUUAAUAUUAAUUUUACCUGACACCCUAUAAUUUGUAUUACACUUGUACUUAUUUUAAUUAAUUUUUAUUAUGCCC